This is a messenger RNA of Mus pahari (shrew mouse), 1029 nucleotides long. RefSeq names its product capping actin protein of muscle Z-line subunit alpha 3 (gene Capza3). NCBI's taxonomy places the organism in Eukaryota, Metazoa, Chordata, Mammalia, Rodentia, Muridae. The record is from RefSeq and is a predicted model, not a curated record. Gene Ontology annotation, molecular function: actin filament binding. The transcript has a single exon. Gene Ontology annotation, biological process: actin cytoskeleton organization; barbed-end actin filament capping. Gene Ontology annotation, cellular component: F-actin capping protein complex; actin cortical patch. Bases 113 to 1012 code for a protein of 299 amino acids.
GCUCUAAAGCUUGAAUGAGUAACACCGUGAAUGGGCAAGGUAUCCCAUGGACCGUUUUCUCACCCUGUGAGCACCUUUCACUUCCAAAGCUUUGCUUCUGCCACCACUGGCCAUGUCACUCAGCGUCUUGAGUAGGAAAGAGAAAGAGAAAGUCAUCCACAGGCUCUUAGUCCAGGCUCCUCCUGGGGAAUUUGUGAAUGCCUUUGAUGACCUCUGUCUGCUUAUCCGAGAUGAAAAGCUCAUGCACCAUCAGGGUGAGUGCGCAGGCCAUCAGCACUGCCAAAAAUACUGCGUCCCACUCUGCAUCGACGGCAACCCAGUCCUCCUGUCUCACCACAAUGUGAUGGGUGACUUCCGCUUCUUUGACUACCAGAGCAAACUUUCUUUCAGGUUUGACCUGCUCCAGAAUCAGCUGAGGGACAUCCAAAGCCACGGAAUCAUUCGGAAUGAGACCGAGUACCUGAGAUCUGUUGUUAUGUGUGCCUUAAAACUCUACGUGAAUGAUCACUACCCAAAUGGAAAUUGCAAUGUGCUGAGAAAAACAGUCAAAAGCAAAGAAUUCUUAAUAGCUUGCAUUGAAGACCACAGCUAUGACAAUGGACAGUGCUGGAACGGUCUUUGGAAGUCUAAGUGGAUCUUCCAGGUAAACCCAUUUCUAACCCAGGUAACAGGAAGAAUUUUUGUACAAGCUCACUUCUUCAGGUGUGUCAACCUUCAUAUUGAAAUCUCCAAGGACCUAAAAGAGAGCUUGGAGGUGGUCAAUCAAGCUCAGUUGGCUCUCAGUUUCGCAAGGCUCGUGGAAGAACAAGAGAAUAAGUUUCAAGCUGCUGUCAUAGAAGAACUACAGGAGUUGUCUAACGAAGCCCUGAGAAAAAUAUUACGCAGGGAUCUUCCAGUGACACGCACUUUGAUUGACUGGCAACGGAUCCUCUCAGACUUGAAUCUGGUGAUGUACCCCAAGCUAGGAUACGUUAUUUACUCAAGAAGUGUGUUGUGCAACUGGAUAAUAUAAAAGGUUGCUGCUCCUGG